Molecule: messenger RNA, 471 nt
Organism: Danaus plexippus (monarch butterfly)
Lineage: Eukaryota; Metazoa; Arthropoda; Insecta; Lepidoptera; Nymphalidae
Gene: COX6B
Product: cytochrome c oxidase subunit 6B1
Exons: 3
Coding region: 145-393 (82 amino acids)
Cellular component (GO): respiratory chain complex IV; mitochondrion
Source: RefSeq, a predicted model, not a curated record
AUUUAACGUGUUAUCUGGAAUACCACUGUCUAUUGUCAAAUUGUCUAUACUCUACAUUUUAUGAAGCGAAUGUGUUCGCUGCCAUUUUCUAAUCGUAGAUCCAUAUUUCUGAGUUAAACGUAUUUUUAAAUAAUUACAAGUAAAAUGCCUGAAAUGAUCAAAUCACCCAGCGACAUCAAAACUGCACCUUUUGAUCCGCGCUUCCCAAACCAGAAUCAGACAAGGCACUGCUACCAGAGCUACCUGGACUUCCACCGGUGCCAGAAGGUCCGCGGCGAAAAAUACGAACCCUGCAACUACUUCAUGCGUGUGUACAAAUCACUCUGCCCCAAUGAAUGGGUUGAUAAAUGGGACACCCAGCGCUCCGAGGGCACGUUCCCCGGCAGGAUCUAGAGGGUGCUGGCUUAGCUAUGUUUAUUUAUAAUUCUUAUUUCAGAUAGACGUGAUAUAGAUUAAAUGAGUUACAUUUAA